Bolinopsis microptera is the source of this 436-nucleotide messenger RNA. Its product is annotated as testis-specific expressed protein 55-like. The transcript has 2 exons. The coding region runs from base 18 to 266 and encodes 82 amino acids. Lineage: Eukaryota; Metazoa; Ctenophora; Tentaculata; Lobata; Bolinopsidae. The record is from RefSeq and is a predicted model, not a curated record.
GCGUUACCCCACACACCAUGACUGAUUCAGACCCCUACUCCCAAGCUCUCCAGUACCUUGAGGAACACCAUAUAGUGCCCCUGUUUCACAAUCUAACUGCUAACAUUGUCUACCAUCAACCUACUGAUCCUGUCCAGUAUAUCAUCGAUGAGAUCGAGAAAUUGGUCGACAACGGAGGAAUCUUCAAGGGAGACGAAGGAGAAAUCCAUCCAAUUCCAAAAGAAGAAAAAAAGGAAGAGAAAAAAGAUAAGAAGGAAAAAAAGUGAUUAACUAAUUCGGGGUUAUUAUUUAACAGGGGACUUCCAGAACUUUCUACAUUUUAUGGGGAGUGAACCAGAAAUUCAGAACUUUGUACAUUUGUAAAUAUUGUAAGAUAUAUAAUAUACUGGCUGUCAUACUUUUUAGAAUUCACAUUCUUUGUCGAUUAUGAUGCAAA